Molecule: messenger RNA, 2568 nt
Organism: Fusarium vanettenii 77-13-4
Lineage: Eukaryota; Fungi; Ascomycota; Sordariomycetes; Hypocreales; Nectriaceae
Exons: 5
Coding region: 1-2568 (855 amino acids)
Biological process (GO): glucan catabolic process
Molecular function (GO): beta-glucosidase activity
Source: RefSeq, a predicted model, not a curated record
AUGACUCGCCCAAACAUUGACCAACUGAUUCAAGAACUGACGCUUCGUGAGAAAAUCUCUCUGAUUGCUGGCGCAUCGACUUGGCGCACAUCAGAAGUUGCCAGACUCGGUAUUCCAAACCUCAAGGUUUCGGAUGGACCGUCGGGCGCACGAGGGGAGGUUUUUGGUGAGGGAGUGCCGGCCGCUUUUCUCCCCUGCGGUGUAAGCCUCGGCGCCACCUGGGAUGAGGAGUUGCUUUUUGAAGUGGGCCAGCUCCUGGCUUCUGAAUGCAAAACGAAGUCGGCCUCGGUGAGCUUGGCUCCUACGAUGUGCAUCCAUAGACACCCUCUUGGCGGCCGCAAUUUCGAAUCCUUCAGCGAAGAUCCAUUUCUCACCGGGAAGCUUGCUUCAGCGCACGUUCGUGGCGUUCAAUCUCAGGGCAUAGGUGCAACUCCGAAGCAUUUUGUUGCAAACGACCAGGAAACGGAUCGCUUCAAGUACAGCGCGGAGAUUCCCCCAAGAGCCUUGCGAGAAGUAUACCUACUUCCAUUCCAAAUGGUGGUCAGGGAUGCGAAUCCUUGGUGCCUCAUGACCUCAUAUAACCGGGUCAACGGCACUUAUUGUGACAUGUCGAAGGAGCUCCUCACUGACAUAGUAUAUGGUGAGUGGGGAUGGGAUGGCGUAUUUAUGAGUGACUGGGGAGGAACCCACUCAUGUGUCCAGUCCAUCAACGCGGGCUUGAGCCUCGAGAUGCCUGGCCCGCCGGCGCAUCGCGCAGAAGACCUGAUCAUCUUAGAGGCUGAAAACGGCAACGUCGACUUGCAUCAGCUUGAGCUGUCUGUAAGAAGAAUCCUCAAGCUAUUGGAAAAGACAGGUAGGUUUCAAGACGCCUCGGAUGCUGCCGAGUUCUGUGAUGAUUCACCACGGAAGAGGGAGGCGUUGCUGAAGUUCGCAAGUUCAGGCGUGGUCUUGCUGAAGAAUGAAGGUAAUGCUCUUCCCCUCAACUCCAAGGUAGGGAUCAAGAAGCUCGCCAUUCUCGGUCCUAACUCAAAGAGAGUCGUUGCUGGUGGUGGGGGCAGCUCAUACAUCAAAGCACCAUACUGGACCAAUAUCCACGAUUCUAUCAAGGCAAAGCUCGACGGAACUACGACUGAGAUUUUGCAUCACGAUGGAGCCAAGGUCAAUCGAUACUUGCCAACUAUGCCAUCUUCUUUGGCAAGAAACCCACUCACUGGCACCCCGGGGGGGUCAAUCGAAUGGUUCUUGGGCCGUGACUUCACAAGCCCCGUACCCUUAUUCAAAUAUGCUUUGCUAACAACGACCAGCGAGGACCUGUACUAUAUGUCCUUUGGAAACACCCCAAAGGGAGUGCCGGGCGAGACCAACUUCUCAUUUCGCCUCCGUACGGUCUUGACACCCAAGACAUCCGGUCCGCAUGCCGUCUCGUUCGCAAGCAUCGGGCCAGCCAAGUUCUACCUCGACGACCUUCUUCUGGCUGCAUUUGACGGGACUGAAAAGUCUACGCUCUUCUUUACCUACGGCUCCGACGAGACCAUCUGCAAGCUUGACCUCAUAGCAGGUCGUGACUAUCACAUCAGGGUCGACGCGCACUCGCACGACAGACAACUUGACCCGGAUCUCCGUGCACUCAUGGAUCCAAUGGAAGACAAGUUCCAGGGCGUCAGGAUCGGCUAUCAAGAAUACAGUGACGCCGACUUCCCUGCACAGGCUGCCCAGGUUGCCAAGGAGAGCGAUGUCGCUGUUAUUGUCGUGGGCCGAGACCGUGAAUGGGAGACGGAGGGACAAGAUAUCCCGACCUUUGAACUACCCGGAGAACAAGAACGACUCAUCCGUCAGGUCUCGACCGUGUGCAAAAAGACGGUGGUCGUGGUCCAGGGUGGUACGCCAAUCAAGCUAGAACCUUGGAUCCACGAAGUUUCAGCUGUGCUGUACGCCUGGUACCAGGGCCAAGAACUCGGAAAUGCUGUGGCAGACGUUAUUUUCGGCGACUUUAACCCCUCUGGCCGACUCCCAGUCACUUUCCCUAUCCGCAUUGAAGAUUGCCCAGCGUACUCCUCAUUCCCCGGAGAGCAAGGAAAGUCAUUUUACUCUGAGGGUAUCUACGUGGGCUACAGGUGGUGGGAUCUUCUCAAGAUUAAGCCACUCUUCCCCAUUGGCUUCGGGCUAUCUUAUUCAACCUUUGAGUGGUCUGAUGCCCGGGUUGAGCCAUCUAACCUGUACUCUGGCUCGCACGUGUUGCUCAGUGCCAAGGUGCAGAACCUCGAGGGUCUCGCAGGUCGGGAGACUCUUAUAGCCUGGUGCCGUGAGGUAUCGAUGUCCGGGUUGUCUCGGCCCAGCAAGCAGAUCUGCGGGUUUGUAAAAACAGAAUCUAUCAAGCCUGGUGAAUCAGCCCAUGUCCAGAUCAAGAUAGAUGCCUACGGGUUGGCUGCGUAUAGUCCUGCAGACGCAAAGUGGAUCAUUAGGGGGGGUUCCGAGUUCGAGAUCUUGCUCGGAACGAAUUCACUCAGCGCCGUACCCGUUGGAAGUAUUAGCACUCCUUCUGAGAUUAGCUUUGUUCAUACCAUGUAG